Molecule: messenger RNA, 1242 nt
Organism: Pelobates fuscus (common spadefoot toad)
Lineage: Eukaryota; Metazoa; Chordata; Amphibia; Anura; Pelobatidae
Gene: ANXA10
Product: annexin A10
Exons: 12
Coding region: 117-1094 (325 amino acids)
Cellular component (GO): cytoplasm
Molecular function (GO): calcium ion binding; calcium-dependent phospholipid binding
Source: RefSeq, a predicted model, not a curated record
UGGAUUGAGUGAAGCAAGCACAUUUCCUUCCAGAGUUUCCAAAGAGUGUGCUAAGGAUACAUUGCUGACAAAUUUGGUCACCUAUUUCUCUUACAGCUGUGAAACUCUACAAUACAAUGUUUUGUGGCGGUUAUCAAGUUCAAGGGACUGUGUUCCCAAAUCCAAAUUUUGAUCCAAUUAUUGAUGCCCAGAUGAUUGGAGGAGCCCUUCAAGGUUUUGGAUGUGACAAGGAUGUUUUAAUUGAUAUUCUAACCCAGCGGUGCAAUGCGCAAAGGCAGAUGAUUGCACAGACCUAUCUAAGCGUAUAUAACAGGGAUUUGCUUGAAUCUCUGAAAGAGAACCUGGAUGGCCAUUUUAAAGAUGUUAUGGUUGGCUUGAUGUAUUCUCCCCCUGCCUAUGAUGCCCACGAACUCUGGCAUGCUAUGAAGGGAGCUGGAACAGAAGAAAACUGCCUCAUUGAUAUUUUAGCAUCAAGAACAACUUCUGAUAUAUUUCAAAUGAAAGAAGUCUACUUAAUGCAAUAUGGUAAUAACCUGGAUCAAGACAUAUAUUCAGAGACCUCAGGCCAUUUCAGAGAUGCUUUAAUAAACUUAGUUCAGGGAAUGAGAGAGGAAGGAUACACCGAUCCUGGCAUCGCAAUGCAGGAUGCCAUGGUUCUAUGGGAAGCAUGUCAAAGGCGAACAGGAGAGCACAAAAACAUGUUGCAAAUGAUCCUCUGUAAUAAAAGCCACCAGCAAUUGUUCAUGGAUUUUGAACAAUUUCAAAAUAUUUCUGGCCAAGACAUUGCGACAGCUAUUGCUGAAUGCUUUGAUGGAUACUUUCAAGAGCUUCUCUUGGCAAUAGUUUCCUGUGUUCGAGACAAACCAUCAUAUUUUGCGUACAGACUGCACUGUGCAAUUCAUGAUUUCGGUUUUCAUAACAAGACGGUAAUACGGAUACUGGUAGCUAGAAGUGAAAUAGACCUUAUGAACAUCAAACAGAGGUACAAGGAGAGAUAUGGAAAAUCUCUAUUUCAUGACAUUAAGAGGUUUGCUUCGGGACAUUAUGAAAAGGCCUUGCUUGCCAUCUGCUGUGGUGACGCAGAGGACUACUAAAAUAUGGUUUUAAACAAGACUACGCAGAUAAAGAUCUCAUAGAAAAGCUGAAAAUAUUUCUUUGUCUUGUUUAAAUAAAUCACAUGAAAUAUUAUCAAAAGUAAAUGCAAGAGUGGCAAUUUCAAAUAAACUAUAAUUUGAACAUUUA